Messenger RNA from Leptonychotes weddellii (Weddell seal), 1583 nucleotides. It is a transcript of the gene ARHGAP27, whose product is annotated as Rho GTPase activating protein 27. Gene Ontology annotation, molecular function: protein binding. Gene Ontology annotation, cellular component: cytoplasm. The record is from RefSeq and is a predicted model, not a curated record. Gene Ontology annotation, biological process: regulation of GTPase activity; signal transduction. NCBI's taxonomy places the organism in Eukaryota, Metazoa, Chordata, Mammalia, Carnivora, Phocidae.
CCACAGUGGGUGAGGUUGGAGGACCAACACGGGAAGCCCUACUUCUACAACCCAGAUGACGCCUCAGUUCAGUGGGAGCUGCCCCAGGUUCCUGUCCCUGCCCCUCGAAGCAUCCACAAAUCCAGCCAGGACAGUGAGACACCAGCCCAGGCCAGCCCACUUGAGGAGAAGACCAAGACUCUGGACAAGGCCGGCGUGCUCCAUCGCACCAAGACGGCGGACAAGGGAAGGCGGCUCCGGAAGAAGCACUGGAGCGCCUCCUGGACGGUGCUGGAGGGUGGCGUGCUGACAUUCUUCAAGGACUCAAAGGCCUCAGCUGCAGGCGGCCUGAGGCAGCCUCCCAAGCUCUCCACCCCUGAGUACACAGUGGAGCUGAGGGGGGCCUCUCUCUCCUGGGCCCCCAAGGACAAAUCUAGCAGGAAGAAUGUGCUGGAGCUGCGGAGCCGAGAUGGCUCAGAGUACCUGAUCCAGCAUGACUCCGAGGCCAUCAUCAGCACCUGGCACAAGGCCAUUGGCGAGGGCAUCCAGGAGCUGUCCGCAGACCUGCCCCGGGAGGAGGAAAGCGAGAGCAGCAGCGCGGACUUCGGGUCCAGCGAGCGCUUGGGAAGCUGGCGGGAGGACGAGGCGCGGCCGGGUGCAGGCGCAGCCACCUCGGAGAGCGACCUGAGCAGGGUCCGGCACCGGCUCCGCUGGUUGCUGCUGAAGCGGCCCACGCUGCAGUCGCUGCGGGAGAAGGGCUACAUCAAAGACCAGGUGUUCGGCUGCGCGCUCGCCGCGCUGUGUGAGCGCGAGAGGAGCCCCGUGCCGCGCUUCGUGCAGCAGUGCAUCCGCACCGUCGAGGCCCGGGGGCUGGACAUCGACGGCCUGUACCGCAUCAGUGGAAACCUGGCCACCAUCCAGAAGCUGCGCUAUAAGGUGGACCACGAUGAGCGCCUGGACCUGGACGACGGGCGCUGGGAGGACGUCCACGUAAUCACCGGGGCCCUGAAGCUCUUCUUUCGAGAGCUGCCGGAGCCCCUCUUCCCCUUCUCGCACUUCCGCCAGUUCAUCGCGGCCAUCAAGCUGCAGGACCAGGCCCAGCGCCGCCGCUGUGUGCGGGACCUGGUGCGCUCGCUGCCGGCCCCCAACCACGACACGCUGCGGCUGCUCUUCCAGCACCUGUGGCGGGUGAUCGAGCACGGGGAUCAGAACCGCAUGUCCGUGCAGAGCGUGGCCAUAGUGUUCGGGCCCACGCUGCUGCGGCCCGAGACCGAGGAGACCAGCAUGCCCAUGACCAUGGUGUUCCAGAACCAGGUGGUGGAGCUCAUCCUGCAGCGCUGCUCGGACAUCUUCCCGCCGCACUGACCGCGGGCCCCUGCCCCCACCCCCCGCGGCUGGCGCCGCGGACCCGGGACUGGGGGCGGCGACAGUGGUCCUGCCUUGGAAGCCGGACGGUUGGAGGCCGCUUGGCUGGACUCCUCUGUGAGACCCUCCGCCUCUCAGCGGUCCCCAGGCCGAAGUGAAAUCUGCACCCCUUGGUGCAGUAUGGUGAUCCCUGGUGGGCAGUUUGCAAAAUGUGAUUACCUCUCCCCCCCGCACCCCGC